AGCAUAUGCUUCACAGUGAAAUUAAGCAGAAUGUCGUGCAAACUUGUACUAGCAAUCUUUGCUGCUGCGGCGAUGCUGCAACUGUCGGCAGCUGAGGUGGAGUUUCCGGGAAAGCUUGUGAAUUCGCCCUACUCCAUCGCUCCAUUUUUCAAUUUUCCGGAUUCUUGUGAGGGAACUGAUAUUUAUACGGUUUGCACUGGCUGCAAAUCCUAUCUAGUUUGUGCACCAGGAGUCGACGCGAUAGAAACUGAUUGCCCUACGGAAAAACCGUACUGCAACAAGAAUGCCUGCUCGACCACUCUGAGCUCGGAGUAUGAAUGUAUGCCGGAUUCUUUGAAGUGUACCGGAAUCGGAUUCUACCCAGAUCCCAAGCUAUGCCAGUACUACCACUACUGUGAGGCAUCUGGCCAGCAAUCAAACGUGUACGACUGUCAACCAAACAACGUGUUCAACCCGGCCACCAACAUGUGCAAGCAGAAAAGACUGGCCGCGGACUGCGUGGCCGUUAAGUGUGAUCCGAACAAAGUCUUCCAGGCUUUCGGCUCCAGCAAGACGUACUUUGCGUACUGUGGCGACGAUGGAAAGAUUUUGAUGCUUAAAUGUGACACCAACUAUGUGUUCAACGGGGCCGGGUGUGCGUUCCAGUGUCCAGGCUUGGGUAACUUCCCCCAUACCGAUCCGCAAAAGUACAACGAGUGUUACUUCAGCGGAACCAAGCUGGUAUCGAAAGAGGUGAGCUGCCCGGGGGAGAAGGUAUUUAACGCUGACAAGCAAGUUUGUCUGACGGCGUCUUAGUGAGGAUGGUUUAUUUUCUUAAUUUGUAAACAUUUAGUGAAAUUGAAAAAAAAUAGAUGAAUUAAAUAAAUAUUAGC
This is a messenger RNA of Culex pipiens pallens (northern house mosquito), 872 nucleotides long. RefSeq lists its product as uncharacterized. The transcript has 2 exons. Gene Ontology annotation, cellular component: extracellular region. The coding region runs from base 31 to 795 and encodes 254 amino acids. Gene Ontology annotation, molecular function: chitin binding. NCBI's taxonomy places the organism in Eukaryota, Metazoa, Arthropoda, Insecta, Diptera, Culicidae. The record is from RefSeq and is a predicted model, not a curated record.